AUCGCCAAGUGUGUGUUUGUGUGUGUGUUGAGCGAUUCCUACUUUCUCUGCCCCUACAUAUAGCAUGCCACUCUACCUUACUUGGUUUCAGUCACUCAGCAUUCCUAUUCACCCUCCUCUUCUCUGAAGCUAACUCAGAAGCCACCACCAUGGCAAACAAGAUGGUCAUCCAGCAGCCCAAGCCCUUUGUUCAGGCCAUCACCUCAAACCAAUGGAGCUCCGACAUCUGUGACUGCACCAAGGAUAUGUCUUCGUGUUGCUUAGCGUUCUGGUGCUUCCCCUGUUUUGCCUGUAUAACGGCGAGGGAGGCUGGGGAGUGCCUGUGUCUGCCCCUGCUAGACGGCUUCGGCGCUAUCCCCGCCGCCACCAUGUCCAUGAGGGUGGGCAUGCGCCAGCGCUACGGCAUCGAGGGCACCAUGUGUAAUGACUGUGUCUAUUCGUUCUUCUGCGGGCCCUGCACCUGGUGUCAAAUGUCAAGAGAGAUGAAGACCCGCUUCCAACCAAUCACUCUCAUCAACACACAUGUAAGAUAAGGACAGACCUCGUUCUUCCUCAUCCUCCUCUUCGUCAUCAUGUACCAUCAUCAUCAUCAUCAUCAUCAUCAUCAUCACUCAUUAUCAUAUAUCCAUCCUCUUCCUCUUCCUCCUCCACCUUCACCAUGGUCAUUACACUAAUCAUAAUCAACAACAUCAUCAUCAUUAGACUCAUGUUAAUGGGAUACUAACAAUACCAAGCCUUAUCCAGGGCUACACUUUCUACCACAGGAGGCUGCUGACGGGAGGACAGCUCAUAAUAAUGUCCGGAAUGGAGCAAAUGGAAUGGUAUUGUUCGA
This is a messenger RNA of Coregonus clupeaformis (lake whitefish), 832 nucleotides long. RefSeq names its product cornifelin homolog B. The record is from RefSeq and is a predicted model, not a curated record. The coding region runs from base 150 to 533 and encodes 127 amino acids. NCBI's taxonomy places the organism in Eukaryota, Metazoa, Chordata, Actinopteri, Salmoniformes, Salmonidae. The transcript is spliced from 4 exons.